Messenger RNA from Tetrahymena thermophila SB210, 3691 nucleotides. Its product is annotated as kinase domain protein. The record is from RefSeq and is a predicted model, not a curated record. Gene Ontology annotation, biological process: nucleocytoplasmic transport; activation of GTPase activity. Gene Ontology annotation, cellular component: perinuclear region of cytoplasm; nucleus; cytosol. Lineage: Eukaryota; Ciliophora; Oligohymenophorea; Hymenostomatida; Tetrahymenidae. The transcript is spliced from 9 exons. Gene Ontology annotation, molecular function: GTPase activator activity; small GTPase binding.
AUAUAUAAGAAUAAAUAAAAUUAAAAAUAAAUAAAUUUAUGAGAUGGGAAAAAGGCAAAGUAAAUUGAUAACUCAUAAUCUUAUCUCUGUAAUAUCAGAACAAUGUUUGCUCAAAACAUAUUUAAAAUAUAUAGUAGCAUCACUUAUGAGCUACAAAAAAUAUUUAAAUCUCUAAUACCUUGCUAAUGAUUCCUCUUCAUUAGUUGUAGCUGCUUACAAUAAGGACAUAAAACAAAAAGUAGCAUUAAGAGUGUGUUUUAGCUCUCUGAACUGCAUUUCUGAGUUUACCCCUGAAAAAUCAAAGAGCUAAUGUUUCAGUACUUUAGAAGUAGCAGAAAACAGCAUACUCAUUUGUAAAUUUCCUCUCAUAAAGUAGAGACAAUUAUUUAAAAUUACACAAAAGACUAAAUUUUACGUUGAGGAAAUGAUAUAUGAUAAAUACAUUGAAUGUCUAAAAUCUAGGUGUUUUCAAGAAACAUAAACACUUCUAAUGUUCAAAGAAAAUCAUCACUUAGUUCUUACUUUAGAAGGAUAAUUUAAAUGGAACUAAAUAGGAUCAAAAGAGUUUUAAGAAUUGGGAUUAGAAAUAUCUAAAUGCAUACAUUUGCAAAAAUUAAGAUUAGAUCUAUACAACAACUCAAUAUCGGCUUUAGAUAUAAAAUGUUUCUCAGAAAAUCUAGCAAAAUGCAUCAUGUUGAAAUAAAUAACAUUACUAUUAGGUGCAAAUACUGUAUAAAGUUAAGGAACCCAUGCUUUAGCCUAUUUUUUAGCUUAAUUACCUAAUCUGACAAAAUUAAAUCUUGAACUAGCAAAUAAUAAUAUAGAGGAUAUUGGAUUGCUGAAAUUAGGCGAGUAAUUACAAAAAUGUAAAAAUCUGGAAUAUCUAAGUUUAUUUUUAGGCUGGAAUAAAAUAGAAUAAGAAGCUUUUAGCUAAUUUGGAUAAAGAAUAUCGUAAUGCAAAAACUUAAUUAAUUUGACAAUACAUAUGAAUGCAAAUUCAAUUGGGGAUAAGGGCAUGAUUUUCUUUUUGUACGCUAUUUAAAAAUUAAAAAAGCUUAUAUUUUUGGAGAUUAACAUAAUGCUGAAUUUAUAGGUGUUUUCUCUUUUUUAAUAAGCCCAAUUUAUUUUGUAAAAAAUGGAUAGUCUUAUUAAAUUUUAAAUCUUUUAAUGAAUGAGUGUCAAAGCUGAGAGCUGAGGAAAUUACAGACAUUCGCAUUAAAAAAAUAGGUAGUAUAAUCAAAUUAUAUAAACAAAUUUUAGACACCUAAAUAAAAUAUAAAAAAUUUACUAAAAAAUAAAAACAAACUCUUAUCUUAUAUAUUUAUAAAUAUUUAUUUUGUAUAUAUUUUUUUCAUACUUUUGUAUUGUAAUCAUUUUCCCAAGGUACUAAAUCUAUGUCAUUUUUCUUUUUUUACUUAUUUCCCACGCUUAUAUAUCUCUUCGCUUACUAGCACUAGUUGAUGACAGAAGAACUAAAUUAGCUAAAGUUUUAAAGAUUAUAGCUGCUUGUCAUAUUUUGCUGUUUUUUAGAAUUCUAAGUAGAUGAAGUGUUGUCGUUGUCUAAGUCUUAAAUGUGUUCUUAUUGCAUCUAUGAAAAAUCAUUUAAAUUGCAAAUAUUUAGGAAAUCAGUGCAAGACUAGUUUAAAAGGUUUUCUGUAUAGAUUUUUGAGAAUUUAUUUUCUUCAUUUACUGUAGCUGAUUAGCUGUAAUAUUUUUCGUAUUGAUUUGUUGAAUUACUCUGUGAGGUGUUGCUUAUCUCGUUUGCUCUUAUUAUUUUAAGUUGUUUGUUUCUCUUGAUAGGAGUAUGAGUAUUUGUGUGGAAAGAACGAUUUUUACCAGUCUAAUUUUCAAUUUUCUCAUUUUCGAUUUGCUAAAGCUUAAGCCCAUACUUUUUGUUGUAAUAUUUUUUCAUAUGAUUGAAAUCUGGGGAAUCAUUUUCAUUGUCAUCAUCUGCGUCGUAUAUUCUUUUUUUUGGCUAAGUAUUUUGCAAUGAAGGAUUAAAUGACUUGAGCAUUCCCUCAACUUCAUAAUUUUCAAGAAGGCUAUUGUAGAGUACAUUGCUAAUGUUGCAAAGUUCUUUUUUCUGUUUAUUUAAUUUGUGAAAUGCAAAUUUUCCUCUCAUAAAUGUAUUGUAGUUUUACAUUCGCUUGUACAGAUUAUUUCUGUUUUCAUCAUUUAUUCUAUUUCCUCUCUAGUCAAAUUUUAAGCCAUUUUCAUUAUCUAUAGAUCUAUUCAACUGCUUACUGUAGGAUUUUCCUUUGUAAGAUUUAUUUGGAGUGAUACAUAAAGAUGAAAUAUUUUAAUUUAUGCUUUUUUUAUUAUUAUCAACUCCGCCCAUUGAAAAAGCUGGUUUUUCUACACUACCAGAAAAUCCAUGAGUAUGUGUGUUAUUCAUAAACUAAUUUGAUGUUUUACUCAUCAUAUUAUUUUGAGAUAUUGGCUUAAAAGGUAAAGAAGAAUCAUUCAAGAUACAAGAAUUCUUCUUUCUACUUAGGAAAUUGCAAUUAGUUUAAUUAGGCUAAUAAACACUUAAAUUGUUAAGAUAAUCUUCAUCCUGAUAAACAUGAGGUUGUGUCUUUAAAACUAACACACAAUCAUUUUCAGAAUUAAUUGCUAACUUACUUUUAAUAGAUUCUAUUGCUUAUUUACUCUUUUGCUUAACUUCUUCUUCAGACAUUUUCAAUAGCUUUACAAAAUUGUUAUUUCCACUAGCAUUUUAAAUCUAACUUCCCUUCUUAGAGCUGCUUGUAUUUGUUCCUCUCAUCGCGGAUUAGUGGCUCCUCAUUCUCAAUUUUUUGAUUUUUUCCUAAGUCUCAGAUUGAUUUUUUCCUGCUCUGAAUGAAUUUUAGCCCACUGUAGACUUCUAGUUUGUAGAGUAAGACAUUUACUUAGAACAAUCUUAAAAGCAAUUAUUUAUGUCAAUAACACUAGCAGAAAGAGUAUUACUAUUAUUAUUUAGAUUAUUUUAAUCAUCUUCAGGAAUUUAAGUAACAAUAUUGUAAUGUGGCAUUUCUUAUGAGUAUGUUGACAUAUGAACUGCUGUAUCAUUUUUUUAGGUGUAGUUAGUAGUGUUAGUGUUACUGCUACUGCUGGUUUAUGGUCUACUAUCGAAAUGGUGAAUCAAAUUAUAUGAAUUCAUGCCUUCAUUAUCUUCUUGACUUGUAUAAUUAUUAGGGACAAAAGGUGUUAUGCUUAUUUAAUUUUCAUCUUCCAUACUUUUUAAAAUUUAAGAUUAAGUAAGAAAAUUGUUUUCAGUCACAGCUAAAUCUUAUUAUGUAUUCAUAAUUCUUUAUUCAGUAUUUUAGUUGCUAUUAGAUUUUUGAGCGCUUUAGCUGUAUAUAGUUUAAUUGGUAGCAUUUUUAUUAUUUUGUAAAAUCCUUUUUUAUGCCAAAAAUCCAUGCUAAUUAGGAAUAUUUAUUCCUUGUAUUAGUGUGAAUGGAGAUUAAUUUGCUGAUUUUUUUUUAGAAAAGUUGACUUUUGUCGCUAUUUGAGACUGCAUAGUGUUCAUAUAAAGUUACUAUUGCUUGCUUUUGCAUAGCUAAUCAAUCUCACAAAUCUAUUGAAUCAAGUUUAUGUUCUCUGCAUUUCUCUUUUUGUCUGCACUUUUUAAUACCCUCAUUUCUACUUUUUAUAAUUUUAAUAAAGAAAUUAGUUUUUAUUUGCAUAGAGCUGUUAUGGAUUUUCACUUACA